Molecule: messenger RNA, 1308 nt
Organism: Cyprinodon variegatus (sheepshead minnow)
Lineage: Eukaryota; Metazoa; Chordata; Actinopteri; Cyprinodontiformes; Cyprinodontidae
Gene: akr1a1b
Product: aldo-keto reductase family 1, member A1 (aldehyde reductase)
Exons: 9
Coding region: 150-1124 (324 amino acids)
Biological process (GO): aldehyde catabolic process
Cellular component (GO): cytosol
Molecular function (GO): aldose reductase (NADPH) activity
Source: RefSeq, a predicted model, not a curated record
GCUCCCGGAAGAAGGAAGCAUCCUCCGCAUCAGGCUGCCUGCUGCUGUUCUGAUCAGAAAGUGGCCGCAGCAGCUCUGCAUUGGAGGAGCUCAGCGGACUGGACCUGUGUUGUUGAAGGCAGAGCUGCUCUGCGGCGUUUUGGAGAGGCAUGAAUGACUUUGCAGUUCUCAACACUGGGCGGAAGAUGCCCCUGAUUGGACUGGGGACCUGGAAGAGUGAGCCGGGAAAGGUGAAACAAGCAGUCAUCUGGGCUCUGGAGGCUGGUUACCGUCACAUCGACUGCGCAGCCAUCUAUGGGAAUGAGGUGGAGAUUGGAGAAGCUCUGCAGGAGACGCUCGGCCCAGACAAGUCUCUGAGACGAGAGGAUGUCUUCAUCACCUCCAAGCUGUGGAACAACCGCCAUCAUCCUGACGAUGUUGAGCCGUCCCUGCUGAAGACGCUGAAGGACCUGAAGCUGGAGUACCUGGACCUUUACCUCAUCCACUGGCCCUACGCCUUCCAACGAGGCGACGUUCCUUUUCCCAGAAAGGAGGACGGUACCUUGCUGUACGACGACACGGACUACAAGGUGACCUGGGCGGCCAUGGAGAAGCUGGUGGAGAAGGGCCUGGUUCGAUCCAUCGGCCUCUCCAACUUCAACAGCCGGCAGAUCGACGACGUCCUGUCUGUGGCCAGCAUCAAACCCACCGUCCUUCAGGUAGAGAGCCACCCGUACCUGGCCCAGGUAGAUCUGUUGGCGCACUGUCGGGAUCGGGGUCUGGUGAUGACGGCGUACAGCCCUCUGGGUUCCCCCGACCGGGCCUGGAAGCAUCCAGACGAGCCCAUCCUGCUGCAGGAACCCGCCAUUCUCUCACUGGCAGAGAAAUAUCAAAAGUCUCCUGCUCAGAUCAUCCUGAGAUGGCAGACGCAGCGAGGAGUGGUAACUAUUCCCAAGAGCGUGACGGAGUCCCGCAUCAAGGAGAACAUCCAGGUGUUUGACUUUACCCUCGAAGCAGAAGAAAUGAAGAGCAUCACAGCAAUAAACAGAGGCUGGCGUUACAUCGUACCCAUGAUCGAGGUGGAAGGAAAGCGGGUUCCCCGGGAUGCAGGACAUCCUUUCUACCCCUUCAAUGACCCCUACUGAUGACCUCUUCUAAAGCCUGAAUUCGUGCCUUCAACUUUAACCUCACGUCGCCGAUCGUGGUUGUUGUUCCCUUUGUCUUCAGUGUCUUAGAUUCUGCACCUUCUGUUGGAAUGCAUCAAACUCUUAAAAAUCACUGUAACUGAAUGAACACCUCUUCUUUUUUUAAAUAAACAUUUUCUUACGU